CCCAGUGACGUGGAGAAGGCAAGAUGUCGCAGAGGAAGAUAUUCCUGAUCUUCGUGGCCAUCAGUACUGUCAGUCUCCUGUUGCACCAUGGGGGCCACUUGAGCUGGACCAUGGAUGCCUUCCACCUCGGUUGUCCUGCCAUCCAGUCCCACCCUGCCCCAGGCUUGAAACCCAAACACACCAAUGUGGCCUUCCUCAAGACCCACAAAACGGCCAGCACCACCAUGCAGAACCUGCUGUUCCGCUUUGCCGAGCGUAACAACCUGACGGCGGCGCUGCCCGUGCAGGCCUGCAGCCACCAGUUCUGCUACCCGCGCUCCUUCACCUCUCACUUCGUCCAUCCGCACACGCUGCCACCAAAUAUCAUCACCAGCCACAUGCGCUUCAACAAGGCGGAGCUGCAGCGUCUGAUGCCCAACGACACAAUAUAUGUCACCAUACUGAGGGAGCCCAGCCACAUGUUCGAGUCCCUGUUCAGUUACUACAACCAGCACUGCCAGAGCUUCAAGAGGGUCCCCAACGGCUCCCUGGAGGCUUUCUUAGAGGAGCCCUGGCACUACUACCGGCCGGAAGAAAAAGACUCCAUGUAUGCACGCAACUCCUUGACGUUCGACUUGGGUGGAGACAAGGACCGGCCAUCAACAGAUGUGGCAUAUGCACGGUCCUUUGUGGCUGAGGUGGACAGAGUUUUCUCCCUGGUGUUGAUCGCUGAGUACUUUGAUGAAUCGCUGGUUCUCCUCCGUCACCUCCUCUCCUGGGAUCUGGAGGACAUACUCUAUGUCAAGCUCAACAUGAGGACCCCGAGCUCGAAGCGGAGCCUGACACCGGGACUUCCUGCAAAGAUCCGAGCCUGGAAUUCUUUAGAUGCACGUCUCUAUGACCACUUUAACGCCUCACUGUGGCGCCAGCUGUCAGCUCUCGGCCCAGCCUGCGUGGCUAGGGAGGUGCGACUCCUACGGCGAGCCCAGGAGAGGCUGAUGAGAAGCUGCUUUGGUGAUCGGAUGCCACUUCGGUCGGCUGCACAGAUUAAAAACAAGGAACUCCGACCAUGGCAGCCUAGUGGAAAAGUCGACAUCGUGGGGUACGACCUACCAGUGAAUCUCAGCAGUGGGUUCUCGAGUCAGGCCCAGGAGCUCUGCCUCAAGCUCAUCCUGCCAGAAAUCCAGUACACACGGGUUCUCCUACGCUCCCAGUCGCUGCGCUACCGUCGAGUCUACCAGCUCCGGCCCCAGCAGCAGUCACAUACCCUCCAGCAGCCCUUACGCACAGUCCUGCCUCGGCAUCGCAGUCCACAGCCCGCUGCAGCUCCGGGUCCUCCAGGAACACGGUCCAUGGCCACCUCGAAGCCUGCUGCAGGGUCUCAGAGUCGGACCACAAAGUUAGGGUCUAAAUCCUCAUAGGUCCAGACCUCAUAGUCUGGAAAACAGAAACUUGAAUAUGACGAUGAGAGCCCAACAGACAUGCAUUGUUCUGCUCAUCCUGAUCCACGAGACAGGGGUUGGCUGUUGGUGGGGGGUGUGGAGACAAGGGCACCUGGGUUGAUCUUGAAUCUGUGUCCCUCCUGUUCCUUCCACACAGCAUCUGGGAUAAAAAAAAAAACAAAAGAGGGAACAGGAGGGAAAGGGGAAUGAGACGUAUCUGGACUCAACUUGAAUCGUUCCCCUCUCUGGUCUGUGAAAGCAAAUCAGCGUUGGCAAAAAACAAGGGGCGGGAGAAACCCACACUGGGACUCGGCUCAGUUGCACACCUCUACACGCUCGACCACGGCGGACGGGAGAAGAGUUUGAGGGGAAAGUGGUUCUUUUGAAGCAAAUCUGUUAUGUGCAGCCAGGACUCAAUAAAGAAGUGGUGAUAUCAGGCCUAUUGUGCGGCACAGAGUGGGCUUUGUGUGCAUCACACUGGUGUAGUGUCAUGUUACUUACUUUCAGUCUCUCUUUCUCAAACUCUGUUCCCCCCCCCCCCCCCCCCCCCCACAUGCCACUUCAAGUCUUUGAGAGAGACAUAAAGGGAUCAGCCGACAGGUCUCCAAAGAGAAUCCUACGAGACCAGACCUCCAUCCAUUAGCACAAUAAACAACUCUUCUCUUCUUCUCUCACAAACUAUUCACCCUGAAGCAAUGACUCACAGAGAGACUCAACUCUUCAACCUGUCUGGUUUCCUCCCCGCUUCCCCCGAACUCUCACCCAUCUCCCACCCUCUCCCCCCUGCUGGUACCCUCGGGUCAGUCCAGCUCUCCUCACCAGCUCAAAGCACCGUCAGUGUGUUUCACUCUGUGGGCUUUUAUUUUUAAUCUCGGGUGUUAUCCAGGUCUAUAUGCUCGACACUGAAGGAUCUACUGAGCUACCAGCAGCCCCAUCUUACCACACACACUGAAAACCUAAAACAACUGGACAGGACAAAGACUCGGAGACUGUGGGUGUUUGAAUAUUUAAUCGUCUUGUCUCGCAGCCCUCCUAUGGCCCAAGCGCUUGGGUUACACGGCCUUACAUUUUCAUUAAGGACAUUUUGGACCAGGUGAAGGAUUUAAACCCAGAUCAUGUUAAGGGGCUUGAAGCCUCUCGGUCGCUCUGGGUUGAUGAUGGACUCUGUUUAUAUAUUUAAUGUGUAAUUUAUGUUCUUUUAUUCCUCCGGUGAUCAGCAGGGCACCGCUAAGUAACUGGGGGGCGGUGGAAGGAUGUCUGGGAGUGUGCGAGAGUGUGUGUGUGUGCGUGAGAGUCGUUCCAUUUUUUUUUUUUUUUUACAUCUGUCGGCAUGGAAACAAAUGGAAAAAAGAGUUGUUCAAACUAUGUAUUAUUUAUUAUCGGGACUUAAAGAGCCCCAUUACUAUUUUUAACUGUUAUGUUUCAUGACUCACUGAAGAGUUGUGCUUCUGCAUCGAGGAAGCAAAACGUCACAGGUUCAGCACAUGACCUGCGGCGGCAGCGGUGGAACGAGGCAUGUGGCAACACUAUGAAAUAUUAAUGGUAUACGUGUUUUACAUAAUGCAGAACUACAAAGACCACUUCUGGGAACCGCACAUUGAAACGAGUGUGGUGGCUUCGCGAUGAUUGUUUCCCUCCGCGGUGCUUAAGUGCUCCACCACGCCGUGCGCCUGUGGUUGGAUUUUGUCGCACUGUGCUCACAAUCCUGAAAAACACCAGAAUAUAAAAGAGAGAAAUGGAGCAGGUGGGAAACAGAGUGCUUCUGAAUAUCUGAAUUCUAAUGUGAGCUUAUCGGAACCUCACACAGAACUUUAUAUUUAUUUGCGGAUCUUUAUGUUCAGAUGCUCGAAGACACAUACACUGUAAAAAGUCACGUCGAAGGAUCAUUCUUUAACAAAGCCCGUGAAAAGAGCAACACUGAGGAAUCUGUCGGUCGCUGUAUUGACUCGUGCUGAAGACGACUUUAAAAGUCUCGCACGAUCUCAAAUGAAAUGAAUAUUUCCAGCUGUGGAUGAAAGCACAUCUGAUGCAGUGGUGAGCAUUCAUGGCACCAGGACAGUGACACGUGGGAUCAACUCGUCGUAGUGAAAGACGAUGUCACUUUGACUUCACACAUCAAACUACCGAGCACGCGUGACAAUGGAGUUUGCAGUUGUAGAAAAUGCUCACACACGUGUUUCGGUGAAUCUGCAGAAAGAUGCUUCAGGAGUUGCAAACUUGUAGAUGUUGCAAAUUAAAUAAAAGAUGUGAAGUCCCGGACAAAAUGUGCAACGAGAGACGCACUCAAGUUCUGAACUCUCGGACAAACUUCCAGCACAAAGACAAGUCCGGAACUGCAACUGAGUGAAUCAGAGUCACAGAAACGGAUUUAACCUGGGAAACGUUCCGCCGGUGAUUUGUUUACGUGUAGAGUCUGGGGCGGGGCUUUGUGAAGUCAGCUAAUGCUGCUGAGUAGAGUUUACACCUCCGCCUUAAAUAAAAUCAACCUGCAGGAUCAGAAAUCUCAUUCCCCUGAAUAUGACAGAACUUUCUGAACCAGACCUCAGACCUCACAAAGUUUCGUGGUCGUUUCGGAAGCGGACGGGGGUGAAAACGUAACGAGUCCUCUGCUCUGCACCAACUCGUCUUCUUCAUGGUUGCUCUUGGUCUUUUCAUGGGAUUUGUUGGCAGCAAGAGAAACAAAGAACACGGUCGACCUGUCGAUCAGUUUUACUGCCGCCGCUCUUUCUCACUGGAUUUAAUUCAUUUGACUUCAGUUGUUGAAUAAAAAAUAAGCUCAGCGUUGAAUGAAAGUUUUGAAAAUCUGCUGUAAAAUAAAAAGCUGCUGCUC
Paralichthys olivaceus (Japanese flounder) is the source of this 4251-nucleotide messenger RNA. The record is from RefSeq and is a predicted model, not a curated record. Lineage: Eukaryota; Metazoa; Chordata; Actinopteri; Pleuronectiformes; Paralichthyidae.